AUGUCGACAAUACUAAGAACUCUGCGGAAUCUCCGCCGGAUCGGUUUCAAGGAAUACGGACACCAGAUGCAGAACAUCGGUGAUACAAAGGCAGGAACUCUCAUCGGCAAGGACAGAUUCGGGAACAAGUUCUAUGAGAAUCUUGAGGAAGAGCUGCCAUUGCGGACACGAUGGGUGGACUAUAAGGAGCAUGAAUUCGACCCUUCACAGAUUGAGCCAGGCUGGCACGCGUGGAUGUCCUACAUGGUCGACAAACCUCCAACCCACGAUCCCUUGAUGCAGGUUGGACAACGUGUCUGGGAGCCAAAGGAGCACAGGCCGACAUUGACAUGGAGUCGUUCUGGAUUCAAGACAUAUAGCACAACGAAGCAUAAGUACUCCGCUUGGGUACCGGAGGCUAAGCCUCGCCAAAGCGAAGAGCCUGUACUACAAUCUACACCGAUGUCGGAAAUGGACGUACGUGAGGCCAAGCAAUCAAUCUACAAUGAUGUCCAGUACCAGCCAACUUCUGAUUCGUCCAGAGACUCGACUAUGAUGGCCUGCCUGUCUACAUUGCAGUAA
This is a messenger RNA of Pseudovirgaria hyperparasitica, 561 nucleotides long. RefSeq names its product NDUFA12-domain-containing protein. Gene Ontology annotation, cellular component: membrane. The transcript has 10 exons. The record is from RefSeq and is a predicted model, not a curated record. Gene Ontology annotation, biological process: mitochondrial respiratory chain complex I assembly; response to oxidative stress. The coding region runs from base 1 to 561 and encodes 186 amino acids. Lineage: Eukaryota; Fungi; Ascomycota; Dothideomycetes; Acrospermales; Acrospermaceae.